AGUUAGGUCUACCUCUAUCCCGCAUAUAAUAUCAUCAUUAUCCAAACCGCGUGUUAGAAGCUCAGCUUACUAUAAUCCUUGUAUGUCAAUGUCGGAUGCCCACAUGCACAUGUUUUCUUAAUAGUGGAGCACAGAGGCUAGAUGGUACGUUACUAGAUGUGAAAAAAAGUUUCGAGAAUCUUAUUGUAAUCCAAGCUUUCAAAAACGAUCGCAUAACUUUCUGAUGAAGUUUACGACAGUCUUUAGCUUAGCAUUAUUGGUUUGCCAUUGCAAAUAGGGCAUAUCUCCAGAUAUUCUCAAAGCGUGACCCACUUUGAUUCUCGACAAGCAGGUCCAUUUUCAAUUAAAUAAACAGUUACUAUUACCAUUUAUCAGAUCAUAAAAAAACAACACCAAAGAAAUAAAAACAACAUUUACUACGUCCAAACCCCACAAAAACCAGACUGCUUUCCAUCUUCAUGUGAUUUCUUUCAUUUUCUUCACAGACAGUACCAUUCUCUGAAAUCAAACCAUUGAAAUGUCAGGUGGAGGUUUAACAAUUCUUGAUGGAACUCAAUUAAGAAGCAUCAAUCCAGUUUUACCAAAUACAACAGACGCCAUUAUUUCAGGAGCUGAGCUUGUUAAGAUCGCUGAUGAUCAAAUUUCUUCAUCAUUUUAUAAUUUUUCAUUACCUGAAUACAUCAAAUCAAAUGCGGUUAAACGUAUCAAUCUUGAUUCUGUUGCUCAACUUGAUAAACAACAAGCUGAGUCUAAACUUUGUGAAUACAUUCUUGCUAUUGCUGAUGAAUUGAAAGAUGAUCCAGUGAUUGUAUCGGUUUUGGAUGGGAAGUCUCUUUGUAUAUUCUUGGAAGAUGAAGAUGAUUUUGCAAUGUUAGCAGAGAAUUUGUUUACAGAUUUAGAUGUUGAGGAUACAGGAAAGAUUACUAAGAGUGAGACAAGAAAUGCUUUACUUCAUAUGGGUGUUGAAAUGGGGGUUCCUCCUUUCUCAGAAUUCACUCAUAUAAAUGACAUCUUAAAGAAACACGGGGCUGAGGGGGAUGAAGAGUUAGGUCAGGCACAAUUUGCAGAGCUACUUCAGCUUGUUCUACAAGACCUAGCUGAUGCAUUGGCUGAAAAACCUAUCGUGAUUAUCCAAAAUGUCAAGAUUAUCAAUGGUUCUAAGCUACGAAAGUUUUUUGUUGAUGAGAAGCAGUUGAACAAUUUGAUAGAGAAAAUAUCCCAAGAUAUAGAUGUUGGCAAAGAUAAAAAAAGGUGUAUGGAGAAAACAAGGAAAUUCCUCGAGGAAAACGGGUCGCAAAUUGGUCUUCCAUCAACAGAAGCCAAUGAAUCUGUGGUUCAUCUUUUUGAUCAGGUAUUUUCUGAUGUUGACAAGAAUGGCAAGAGUGACAAUGAAUUAGGGAAUGAUGACUUUGGAGCACUUGUGAUAGAAAUUCUUGAGAAUUUCGCCCAGCAACUUGAUACAAAUCCUGUCUUUCAUGGUCUAGAUUGCUGAUGCCGAUUGGUAUGUAGUUGAUGUCAUUUGAUGGACCACUAUUUUCUACACUUUAUCGUAUAUGUUAUAUUUAUGAUUUCUCUGUCUACGCGGCCCUUUUAGGUGUACUAUAUGGGCGCCCCUACUAUAUAUUGAAAUAUCAGAACAAACAGUUUAAUGCUUAUACUAUAUAAUGGCGCUUAAGGUGGUAUAAACCUUGACAAACUGCU
Molecule: messenger RNA, 1701 nt
Organism: Papaver somniferum (opium poppy)
Lineage: Eukaryota; Viridiplantae; Streptophyta; Magnoliopsida; Ranunculales; Papaveraceae
Exons: 4
Coding region: 518-1492 (324 amino acids)
Molecular function (GO): calcium ion binding
Source: RefSeq, a predicted model, not a curated record